Messenger RNA from Plasmodium relictum, 2247 nucleotides. Its product is annotated as GTP-binding protein, putative. Gene Ontology annotation, molecular function: GTPase activity; GTP binding. The record is from RefSeq and is a predicted model, not a curated record. The transcript has a single exon. Gene Ontology annotation, cellular component: mitochondrion. Bases 1 to 2247 code for a protein of 748 amino acids. Lineage: Eukaryota; Apicomplexa; Aconoidasida; Haemosporida; Plasmodiidae.
AUGUUUUUUUUUAAACUAUCAAUAUAUACUCAAAUAAAAUUGAACUUUUCUUAUUAUUCAAAAAGAAAAUUUUUUAUUCUUUUAAAAAAUGAAAAGAAUAUAAAGUUAAAUCUUCAUUAUAAACUAAAAUAUAAAAGUAACUCUGUAGAAUUAAUUAAAGUAUGUUUUAAUUCUCUAUCUGAUAAAAAAAAAAAAACUUUUGAAGAAAAAAGCAAAAAUAUAAUUAUAAAGGAUGAUGCUUAUGAAAACAAUGAGUGUAUUUAUAUUAAAAAUGAAAAAAAGUUAGUUGUAAUUAAAAAAAAUAAAAGUAUUGCAAAUGAAAAUAAUAUCAAAGAUUACCACUUAAAUGAUAAGAUAAAAUUUAAAGGGGAAGGACAAAUAAAUAAGUGUGAUGAUAUCGAAGAAGAUAUCCUUUAUAAUAAAUUAGGCGAUGAUAUAGAACAUAGCUAUUAUGAUAAUUCAAAUGAUAAUAUAGAAAAAAAAAAUAACUCAUCUACUAACAUAAGUGACGUUAUAGAAAAAAAUAAUAAUUUUAUUUACACAAAUUAUGAUAUACAAGAAAAUAACAAAUUAAUUAUUUUAAAUGAAAUAGAGAAAUAUAAAGAUUAUAUGAAUAAUGUAAAUGAUGAUACAAAAAAAAGGGGUAAUAAUUUUAACAAUGUUACAAAAUGUGACAGAGGAAAAGAAAGUUACUUUAGUAAUAAUAUAAAUGAUGAUGUUGAAAAGAAAAAAAAUGAAGCAUUAAUGAAAAUAUUAACAGAAGAAAAUGAUAAUAUUAUGUUGAGAAAAGAAAAAAGAUUUUGUGAUUUUUUAUGGAUUACAGCAAAAUCAGGAAAGGGAGGGUCACCAAAUUAUAAAAAGCAGAGAAGUAGAAAAUUAAAAGGAGAAGGAUAUGGAGGACAUGGAGGUAAUAUUAUUUUAAAAAGUAAAAAAAGUAUAUAUGAUUUAAUUAAAAUUGAGCAAAAGAUUAAAGCACAUGAUGGAGAAGAUUUUAAAGAAAAUAGCAGAGGAAAAGAUGGAAAAGAUAAAAUUGUUUAUGUUCCAGUAGGCACUAUAGUAAGAAAAAGAAUUUCUUGCAUGAAAAAAAAUGAAAAUAAUAGAAAAAUUUAUAAGAGUGUCUUUUGGUAUCAAUUUUUAAAUGAAAAUGAAGAAUUACUAGUAGCUAGGGGAGGAAAAGGGGGUAUUUCUUAUUCUUAUUUUAAAAAACACGACUUUAGGUUACCAGAAAAAAGUGAGAAGGUACUUUUAGAAUUAGAAUUAAGAUUAUUAAAUGAUGUAGCCUUUAUAGGAAUUGAGAAUAGUGGUAAAACAUCUCUAUGUAGUAGUUUAAGUAAAUAUUAUGGGAACAUAAAUAGUGAUAUAUUUACUACUACCAUUCCUCAUGUAUCUAAUAUUAAUUAUAUAGAUGGAGUUCAGAUAACUUUAUUAGAUACACCAUUUUUAUUUUAUAAUGCUCAUAAAGACAAAAAUAAAGGCAAAAGAAUAUUAAGGCAUUUAUAUAGAAGCAAAUUAAUUGUUUAUGUUAUAGAUGUUUCUAAUGAUAAGUUAAAAAAUGUAGAUGACUUACAAAUUAAAGAUUAUUAUUCAGAAAGUUUAAGAAAGGAAAAUUAUGCAAAUAAUAAGGAAAUAAAUUAUGAGAAUAAUAAAGAUAUUAAAAAUCAACUGGAUAAUAAAAUAAAAAGUCAAAUUAUAUAUAGAGAAGAAAAAGAUGAUAAUAACUUAAAAGAUUAUUAUAAUGAUACCAUAAAACAAAUAAAAAUGUUGAGAAAUGAAUUAUUUUUAUUUAAUCCUGAGUAUUUAAAAAAAAAAGAAUUAGUUGUGGCAACGAAGUGUGAUAUGCUACAUAAAAAUUCAUUGUUUAAUUUAGACUCGCUAUAUUAUCGUUUGAAAAAUAUUUUUCCUGAAAUUGAGGUAGUUGGAACUUCGGCAAAAUUUGGUUUAGGUAUCAAAUCUCUCAGUAAAAAAAUAAGAGAACUAAUUUAUCCUCAGUAUGUUUUACAAAAUAAUAAAUUAUAUUCUAAAAAUAUAGAAGAUUACAUUAUACCUACUUAUCAAGAUUUUAAAGAAGGAAAAAUAAAAUUAAAAAGUUAUGAAUUGCCAGAAAAUAUCAAACAUAUAUACGAUCAUAAUUAUAUGGAAAAUUUUGAAUAUUUUUUAAAAAAAAAGAAAAAAAAUGUAGAUAUACAUGAAAACGAAAUUAAAUCAACAGAAAGCAGUAUUAAAUUUCUUAUUGAUGAUAAAACAUAA